AUGGGGCCACAGCACAGACCCUGUCUUCACGCUAUGGUUUUCCAUCCAUUGACUAAUGUCUCCAUUGUCCGCUACCGCAAAGGCGGCAAGAGAUUCGAGAUUGCAUGUUACAAGAAUAAGGUCAUGGAAUGGAGAAACGGCGUUGAAAAGGACCUGAGCGAGGUCAUGCAGAUCGACAAUGUAUUCCUAAAUGUCUCUAAAGGACAAGCUGCCAACAAGGACGAUCUUAUAAAGUGCUUCAAAACAGAGGAUCGUAACGCCAUUAUUCUGGAGAUCCUUAAAAAGGGAGAAUUGCAAGUCGGCGAAAAGGAACGUUCAACAAUGCUGGAAGGAAUGUAUCGCGAUAUUGCCACGACUGUGGCCGAAAAGUGCGUCAAUCCCGAGACUAAGCGACCCUACACUGUGACAAUGAUUGAGAAGGCCAUGGCAGAUCUGCACUUGUCCGUCAAUCCCUCGCGUUCCGCAAAAUCACAGGCAUUGGAUGUGAUCAAGCAAUUGCUCGAGAAGAAAACCAUUCCCAUUGCAAGGGCGCAGAUGCGGAUCAGGAUUAUCGUCCCCUCCAAAGACGGCAAAAGGAUAAAGGAUAAGUUGAUGACUAUGGUCGCGUCCAAGGAAGACGAGGAUCUGGAUGAGAAUUAUGAAUGGACAUGUUUGAUCGAUCCUGGACAGUUCAGACCCAUCAACGAGUUACUGCAAUCAGAAACAAAGGGCAAGGGACAGUUGGAGAUGUUAAGUUUGACGGAAAUGAAGCAGGGUGAUGAAGUGUUCUAA
Gamsiella multidivaricata is the source of this 771-nucleotide messenger RNA. Its product is annotated as SBDS protein C-terminal domain-containing protein. The record is from RefSeq and is a predicted model, not a curated record. Gene Ontology annotation, biological process: cytosolic ribosome assembly; ribosome biogenesis. The transcript is spliced from 5 exons. The coding region runs from base 1 to 771 and encodes 256 amino acids. NCBI's taxonomy places the organism in Eukaryota, Fungi, Mortierellomycota, Mortierellomycetes, Mortierellales, Mortierellaceae.